AUGGCUACCAUGGCAGCGGCUGCUCGUGAUAUCUCCCAGGCCUCCUCGAGCCGAGACAACUUAACUGCUGUAGCGGCUCGAAGUGUCCCUGCGACUGUGACACGAUCUCAACAACCCCUCCCUACUCCCCCCAACUCCAUUUCUCCCAACCUGCCGCCCCAUGGGCUUAAGGCGCACCUCCAGAAGGCCAAGCUUGACCCUAUCGACUCAGACCUGGACCUUCACGAGCCUUCGGAUCGACGACGAUCGAUCUCGCCUGCCCUCGAGGCAUCGGGUGCCAUCACCGGCUCUCUCCUCGCCAAAUACCACUUGCCAGAGAUCCUGCUCAACCACGGUCCCUUGGCUAUCAGACAUAUUAUGGGGUACCUAACCACUUCGGUACCCGGGUUCUCAGGAAUCCCUCCAACAAAGGCGCGGAGACUAGUCGUGGGAGCUUUGGAAGGUCGAGGAGGAGAAGGCGGUGGACUGGAUGGAGAGGUGGAAUUUGAAAAGGUGGGAUGGGGCCGCUGGGAUGCUCGUAAGCGAGGGGAGCCUUCGCGACACCGACAAGGAACUCCUCCAUCCUCGUAUGGGGCGGGUAUUCCCAUCACCAAGAAUGGCGGUCGGGGUCAGGACCGCUUCAGACAAAGCACUGCUUCGAGCAACGGUGACUCAGUUCAGUUUUCUCAUGAGGACCACGACAUCUACAUGAUGGAACAUGAGGCCGAUAAAAUGUCCAUGGAUGGUUCUGGGUCUGCUUCGUGCUCCGAGGCGCCGGAUGAUGAUGUCGUUAUGAACGAUGACCCUGAAGAUGCGACAGAUGAUGAAGAUUGGGCCACGAUGGGAGCUGCUGCUCUCCGAGCUGAAUCCUAUCCCAGCCCAGCGGCUCAAAUUGAGCAUGGCUUCCAACCCUCUUCGGCGUACACACCAGGUGCGCUUCGUUCGUUCUCUGCCAACUCCGGCAUGGCGCGCACACCGCAAACUUUCAACAUGGACUUCUCGGUGUUGGCGGGUCCUUCCGCCGCACAGGAGCGGGAAGCCGUCGAGGCUCUUCUGCAGCUCGGCUCUGUAUAA
Messenger RNA from Fusarium coffeatum, 1053 nucleotides. RefSeq lists its product as uncharacterized. Gene Ontology annotation, cellular component: nucleus. Gene Ontology annotation, molecular function: sequence-specific DNA binding. Gene Ontology annotation, biological process: positive regulation of transcription from RNA polymerase II promoter by glucose. Lineage: Eukaryota; Fungi; Ascomycota; Sordariomycetes; Hypocreales; Nectriaceae. The record is from RefSeq and is a predicted model, not a curated record. The transcript has a single exon. Bases 1 to 1053 code for a protein of 350 amino acids.